AUGCGCAGCAAAAAAUACUGCGACACUGGCAUUUUUGUACGAGCUUUGUCUGAAAUAUAUCUGUUUCAGGAGCAGCAGCUGCUCUUCCCUGCUUCCAACGCAGUCGUGCCUUCUGCUGCAGCAGCAACAGCAACAGCAACAGCAGCUGCAC
Messenger RNA from Eimeria tenella, 151 nucleotides. RefSeq lists its product as uncharacterized. The annotation marks the transcript as partial. The transcript has a single exon. NCBI's taxonomy places the organism in Eukaryota, Apicomplexa, Conoidasida, Eucoccidiorida, Eimeriidae. The record is from RefSeq and is a predicted model, not a curated record.